AGCUAUUUGUGCUUGAGCGUCUGCGCAAAGGGCUCGAGGAGGGUCGCGGCCGCCGCGGGAUGCGGCGCGAGCCUGGCCAGCCCGAUGCCCAAUGUGGCGGCGAAGGCGAGGCCCGACCCAAAGAAUUUCCGUUUCGUCGAUAAGAAGAGUGAGCAUUUGGCAAAGUUGCCCGGGGAGAUCGGUGGUCUUGACUUUCUAGUCGACGGGUGCGAAGAUUGCGACAUUUUCCUCUUGGACAACACCUCGCAGGUAUUUGUGGAUUAUUGCAAGCGGUGCUCAAUCACCAUCGGUCCCGUCAGCGGCUCCGUGUUCUUUCGGAAUUGCGAGGGUUGCCAAAUCAAGGUGGCAUGCGGCCAGAUGCGCACCCGGGACUGCUUAGACUGCAACAUACUGGUGUUGGUGCCUGGACGGCCUACCAUCGAGGCCUCUAGGGGCAUGCGCUUCGGCCCGCUGUUGACCGCGUACGAGGGCUUCGAGGGGCAAAUGCAGGGGAACGAGAAAAUUUUUUAUGCUUAUGCUGUUUUUCCUGACCCCAAAGUGGAGGCCAGCGGUCUCGCGAGGCGCUUCGAGGAGGGCGGCGAGGCCUGCCACUGGCGGAACGUCUACGACUUCAGCUCCAACGACCCCGCCUGCGGCAACUGGUCUGCGCUCUCGCGCCGAGAGGCACAGGCCGUGCUGGCCAGCUUCCCGGCCGCACCGGUGGGCGAGGGCCCGCCCCUGCGCUUCCCCAGCGACCGCUUCCCGGAGGACCCGGCCAGCGGCGGCGCCGCGGCCCCCGCCGCGGCGGCCCGAGGCCAGGCAGCCAGG
This is a messenger RNA of Prorocentrum cordatum, 807 nucleotides long. NCBI's taxonomy places the organism in Eukaryota, Dinophyceae, Prorocentrales, Prorocentraceae. The record is from the annotation of a GenBank genome assembly.